Molecule: messenger RNA, 1800 nt
Organism: Dermatophagoides farinae (American house dust mite)
Lineage: Eukaryota; Metazoa; Arthropoda; Arachnida; Sarcoptiformes; Pyroglyphidae
Source: RefSeq, a predicted model, not a curated record
UGUUUUUUCAUUAUAUCAAUCUGAAACUAUUGUUGGCUAACAAAAUAGUUAAUGGAAAAAUAAGACAUUUUAUUGGGAUUGCAUCAAAAAUCCCAACCAUUCAUCAACACUAAUCAUCUUUAUUGUUAUUCGACGUCUAUUGAUGUUUCCAACAACUACACAGAAUAUAUUGGAAAAUGAUAAUUUGUGUGAUGGUGGGCAAAAAUUUUCACAAGAAAAUAAAAAUUUGUUAAAAUGAAAAGAAGACAUUGAUCAUAACCGUAAUCCUUGUUGUCAAACUAGUAUUCGACGACGAUAAAGAGAAAAUUUUGAGGAUCAACCCCCAAGUAGAACUUAAAGAGUAAAACUCUUGAAUCUUUCAAAUGAAAAGAGAAAAAAUGAUUUUCCCAAUAAAAUUGCUUUUCUUUUCAUUCUUUUCUUUAUCUUAACAUUGUCAAAAACGAAGCUUCAUUUGUAUGAGAUUUUGAAUUUCAUCCGUUCGGUGCCCGGUUCAUUGUGUUAUGUUGCCAUGUGUGCGCGCGUGUGUGUGUGCAUGUGUGUGUUUAUGGUUAUAUAACCUGUUGACCUGAAUUAUUGUUGCAAAACUAGUUCAUAUUUUGUUGUUUAUUACCUGGGCUCGUCGUUUUCAAUUUUCUAUUUCCUAAAUUUCCAACAUAUGAACAUGUUAAAUUAUGCGGAACAAGCAACAAUAGCAAAGCUAAUCAUUAUUAUAUACAGCUCUCAAUCAUCUCUUCAUCAGCAAGAUAAAUUGAACCAACAAUAAACCGAUCGACCGACCCGUAAAUAGAUGCUUUGUCAUCAUCAUCCCAUAUAUUCAAAUGGAAAAAUGAAUGAAUCCAUAAAUUAUCAAUCUAUGGCUAUUGCUAUUAAAUCUUGGACAUUAUAAUGAAAACAUUGGUCGAUCAUCAUCAUCAUUAUCAUCCAUUUAAAUAUAGAAACCAGUCCUAUUGUGCUUUUUAAUAAACAACAUGAAAACAGGGAAAUCGGAACAAGUCUCUCUUUUGAAAGAUAUUUUCGGUAAUUACAUUUAAAACUCAUAGUAUUAAUAGUGAAAGGAAGAAAAAAGAGAAGAGAGAAACUUUCGCUUUUUAGCAUGUUUCCUGUGUCUGCAUAUUUUUCGAAGUCCUAUUCACAUUCAUUCGCACAAUUCGUCGAUUAUCAUUUCCUCGAUUUUUAUUUUAUUAACUAUUUCUACCAAUGCUUUUUUGUCCACAUUGAAUAUCAUUGAGUGAAAACGAAUUAGAUUUCAUUUUAAGGCAUUCAUAAGCAUAAAAAUGCUCAACAUGGAAGAUCUUGACAAAAUACCAGAUAUUUACGGAUUUCUUACACCCGAAACAACGAUAAUGGCAACUACCACUGACGAAAUCAUCAUUGAAACAAAUGAACAUCAAUUAUCAUCAAUAAGUAAUGUUGAAUCGGAUUCAUUGAUAUCUACAUUAUCGCCAUCACCGAUGACAACCAACCAGAAUCGACAUUCAAUCGGAUCAUUAGAAACAAUUCCGAAUUCUAAUAAUGAUGGUCUUUUAUCACCCACAUCAGCGGCAAUUAAGAAUCAAACUGAAUCACAAUUUUUCGAUUUUAUAUUUUUCUUCUGUUCAUUGUUGGAUUUUUUCAUCGUGCAGCCAAUGAAUUAUUUCACAUCUGAAGAAAAUGUUUCUAGUCUCCCAUUCUAUUUCAGUAGUUGAAAGGAAUGUAAUGAGAAUUGAUCCAAAAAAAAGAAUUGAUCGAAAUCCACAAUGAAAAAAUUAAUUUUUUUAUUCACAUUUCUUUUAUUAAUUAUUCCACUAACACUGUAUCAUA